UCCAUUAAACGCCAUACAUCGAAGAAAUUCAGAAGAUCUCUUCCCAUGGAAGAUACAGUAGUCACUCAAUUACCGGAAGAUCAGAGUUACCUGCCGUCGUUCUGCCCGAGCUUCAAUUGUUACUCCUCCGGGAAACUCGUCGACGUCGCUGGCAGAGUCACCCUAGAGUGCAAUCGGGAGGAUCCAGGAGUUUUCUCUGCGGAAUUAUUGUUGGAUGAGUUGAAUGGAGGAGGAGGAGGUGGUGGUGGUGAUGAUUUCGAAUUCGUUUCUGUCUGCGUGGAUCACGGUGCGUCGACUUCGUUUCCGAUUUUUAAUCGCGAUUUAUUGUUGGAUGUUGACGAGCGAAAUCAGGAUCGUGAAUCUGAAGAUGGUGAUGACGUGGCGCCUCUUCUUGCUCCGUUGAGGAAUCUUUUCUUGGAGGACCAGGAUCCCUCGUCGUCGUCGUCAUCGGAGGCGGACGAGUUGGAAGGAGUGUCACCGGGGACGUACUGUGUUUGGACGCCGAAUAGCGAAGUCGAAUCGUCUCCGAGCAGAUGCAGGAAGAGUAAAUCGACGGGAUCGGUCUCCAAACGGUGGCCGAGGUUGCGAGAUUUUCUUCGGAGGAGCAAUAGCGAGAGUAAGGACACGUCCGUAGUGUUUCUGAAUCAUUCGCCAAAUUCGGCGACCAAAAACCGAGAAGAGAAGGCGGCGGAGAAGAAGAGCUCAAGCCAAGCGAAGGUGAAUGGAGCCGAGAAAUUAUCGGCGCAUGAGUUGUUCUACCUGAGAAACAAGGCGUUGAAAGAAGGCAAUCGGAGAAGGUCGUUUUUGCCGUACCGGCAAGACUUGGUUGGGCUUUUCGCUAAUGCGAGUGGCCUAGGCAACACUCUUCCUCCUUUCUGAGUGUAAUUGAGUUUUUUUUUUUUUUUUAAGGGGAAAAUUUCAAUUGAAUCGGCCUUAAAGGUGUUAAUUACUGUACUUACUAAAAAAGAUUUUGUUAA
Molecule: messenger RNA, 977 nt
Organism: Rubroshorea leprosula
Lineage: Eukaryota; Viridiplantae; Streptophyta; Magnoliopsida; Malvales; Dipterocarpaceae
Source: the annotation of a GenBank genome assembly